Messenger RNA from Phytophthora sojae, 1266 nucleotides. RefSeq lists its product as hypothetical. The coding region runs from base 1 to 1266 and encodes 421 amino acids. The transcript has a single exon. NCBI's taxonomy places the organism in Eukaryota, Oomycota, Peronosporomycetes, Peronosporales, Peronosporaceae. The record is from RefSeq and is a predicted model, not a curated record.
AUGGAGUGGGCGACGGACGUGGUGAACGGCCUGGCGGCAAUAGUGGUGGUCGCUGCUGAGGCAGCUUGUCAAAUUGCAGUGGAGCGUCGCUGGGAGCUGGCGUGGCUCACUGCUGGAGCAGUGUCGUGGACGGUUACGGGGCCUCUGCGAAGCAUCGGCUCACGGAUCGCCGCUGCGUUCGUCGACUUCGCCCUGAAGUGGAGCGUGCUGGCCAAGUUAUGCGUCAUGCGCUACUGCAGGUAUGUCCGUGGGCCUGCCGUGCAAAUGCAGCCGCUCCGAACUCGCGUGUGGAAGUGUUACGAGGCCCUGCUGGCCACCCCGUUGGUUGUGCUGGAGUCCAAGGGCGAGCAUGAAGACGGGCUGGGGAGGUUGCUCUACAAGUGGCUUGACGCCCUCCACGAGUGGUGGUGCGUCUUCUUGCCUGAGACUUGGGCGUCGGGACGGAAGGCGUGCUCCAAGUACUGCACGGGCGCGAGUCUGGAGUCUGGCCGUUCGGUCGCCCGUGCCAAGCUUGUCGCCAAGGUGGUAUGGACGCUGACGUCCCUGAUCCUGUUCUCGGCGUUCUACGCCGUGUUGUUCACCUACGAAGUCGUCGAGUGGAUCUGCCAGGGCGUGGCCGGCGUGUUCGCUGUAGUCGUGGUCUUUGAUUGCUGGUUCGCCCCCGAGGAGGGCGAGCAUGCAAUAGUGACUAACUACUGGUUGCUGGUGGUGAAUGUUUGGGUUGCGCUGGUAUGCAUAACCAGUAAGUUGUGGAGGUUGUACGAGGCGUCGGCGGGCGAGCGUUCGCCGCUGACUAUGGCCACGGAGGGCUACGCUGUGUGGUGCGCGACUCUCGAGGAGCAGGAGCAGGCUGAGCGUCUAAGUGAGGCAUUUUGGAGGAUGGACGGCGGGGGCAAUGCGCCGAGAGUGCAGGUGCGGACGCGAAGUGGAUUGCAGGCCAAACGAAGGGCCUGGCAAGCAAGGAGAGAAGUGGAUCAAGCUGCGUGCGCUCGGCGAGGAUGCCCCGAGUCGGAACGGCUCGGACCGUUCCAACUCUGCGUGGGCGACGAUGAGUGCCUGAGGUCGUCCACCUGCUGUGGCCGCGGGCGAGAAGUAGUGCCGUGGGCCGGGUUGUCUCGAAGGUGGAGACCCGUGGGCCGCUACCCAGAGGUAUCUUGGAGGGAUGAUGUGCCUCGCAGUGUCGUGGCGGGACUUCGGGGACGGAUGGCAUGUUGGGCGGCUUUGAGGGCCGUCAAGGUGAACGGAUCAAGUCUUUGGGAGGGGUGA